AUGCUCUUUACGAGGACGACUGGAGUUCUCAACAAGCAAAUUUCAUUUCUGAACAUUAAAGCGACAUCUAUGAUGGUCAUUCUUAAAUAUUUAUACACUGGAUUUGUGCUCGAGAAGGACAUCACAACUGAUAGAAAUGAAAAUGAAUUACCCGAAUUAGUAUCAAAGGCAGUUCAGUUAAGGUUACCUCUAACCGACAAUGAAAUAAUCAAUUAUUUGGUAGAUUCGGUGGCCAAAAUUUCCUUGGAUUCCAUUAUGUUUGACAGAUUAUCGCUUCAAGGCUUACAAUUGCUGCUAUUGAAAAGAGACGAAAAGAAAAUUUUUGUAUCUAAUGAAUAUUCCGUUUUUCGAUUUGCCGUCUUAGCAGCUGCAACAAAGGUAUCUCGUGAGGCAUUUUCUACUAUGGAGGAGAGACUUCCACCGUGGAGAGAGAUCAAAGGAUCACUCGAGGCCAUCAAAUAUAAUGAUCCGCUAGAGAAUAAGAUCCAUACAUCAAUUGCUAAUAUUGUAGAUCCUAUUACAAGACUCAUCGACUUUAGAAAGAUCCAUGGAACAAUACUUGCAAGAAUAAUCGAACCUUUGGGUCUUGUUCCAUCCGAUAAGAUUAACGAUUCAUAUCGAUUUCAAGCUAGCAUGAAAAUUUCACGAUCGAUAUUUAAUGAGAAUCCUACUAUCAGAUGGGAUAGAAAUGGCUGCGGUCCAAGUUUAGAAAUAAGUGACGAUGGUUAUACUGUCUGUGCAUUCGAACAGUAUGCUGCUCAUCAAAGCAUGAGAACAAAUUACCUCAUGAGUGAAGGCACUUAUGAAUUUCACGUUCUAAUUGAGGAGCUGUGUUAUAAUUCCUGGGUUGAUGUGUGUGGAGAAGGACUUGAUUUUUCACAGUUUGCUGGAGCUCAACCAUGGGGAUGGGUUUUAGGUUCUCAUGAAUAUGGUCAGAAUGGCAACAUAUGUACUGCCAACUCGAUAGAUUCUGCAAUCAAUCAAAAUGCAAAGAUUGUUGUUCAUCUAGACAUGAAUAAUAAGACGGUUUCCUUUUCCAUUAAUGAUAAAAGACAACCACCGAUUACAUCGUGGGUUCUCUCGUCAAAUCUUUAUUUCGUGAUUUCACUCCGUUACUCAGGAAAAUUCAGAAUUUUGCUUCCAAGAAAAUGA
Acaulospora morrowiae is the source of this 1152-nucleotide messenger RNA. The record is from the annotation of a GenBank genome assembly. Lineage: Eukaryota; Fungi; Glomeromycota; Glomeromycetes; Diversisporales; Acaulosporaceae.